AUGCGAAUCCCGAGGGCUGGCCCUCGCUCCAGCAAUGACCCCAGCCACCUCGCCUUCGCCCCCUUCUUCCCCGGCCGCCCGCCUGGCCUCCCCCGGGGCUGGCCUCACUAUCCCCAUCGCCCCAGUCCGCCGAUCCCCCGGUCCCCGCCUCCCCGCCGGGCGAGCAGAAGCGGCGGGCCUGGCCUUCUCCCCUCCCCGCAUCGCAGGUUCCCAGACCCCGCAGCCCCGCGGGCCCGCUCCCGCCCCGGCCCCGGCCGCCCGCUCUGCUCGAGCCUCACCGGUCCCCGAUUCGGGCUCAGCGGCCCAUCCGGCCCGUCUAGCCUCUCGGUGCGCUGCAAGAUCGGGGGUUGCGGCCCGAGACGCGGGAUUGGUCCGGGCUUGCUCUUCUCGGCCUCCCGCGCCGCCUCCUCCCACGGCUGCCACCUCCGUAGCCCCCCCCUCGGCCCACGGAGCCCGAACCGCGGCCAGGCCCGGACGGAAACCGUCAGUCUCUCCAUUUCCCCCUUCUGGUCCUGUCCUCCCUCCCGCCUCUCGCGCGCUCCCUCCCCUCGCUUUCAUCCUCCUAUCCCCACCUCGCCAACCUCGGCUUUCAUCCCCCUCCCCUCUCUUCUCCUCCCCGCUCCCGCCAGCCCCACCCCUGGGAAGCCCCUCCCGUCGGGCAGCGCCGCCUUUAUAAGCGGGUUCCCUGGCCGGGGGCGGCAGCGGCUGGUCGGCGGCAGCUCUGCUGGUGCGGGGGCGGCGAGCCGAGGACCUAGCGACCGCGGCCGGAGCGCGCCGGCCACCGCCCGCACCGCCCUUCCGCCCGCCCUCCGGACGGCCGCAGCCCUGCGGGUCUCCGUUCCAGACCCACCCCCGCCCCACCCCGCGCGCCUCUGCCGCCUCUUCCAGAGACCCAGCUUGCUGAGCGGCCGCCGCUGCCGCUGUCGCCGCCGCCGCCGUCACCGCGCCAGGUUCCGGCCGCGGCCACCCUCCGCCGUCCAGGGCCCCUCCGUCCCGGCCCCGGGACCCCGGCUCCCCGCCAGCCCCGGCCCCGGCACCAUGUCGGAGAAGAGCGUGGAGGCAGCGGCCGAGUUGAGCGCCAAGGACCUGAAGGAGAAGAAAGAGAAGGUGGAGGAGAAAGCCAGCCGAAAAGAGCGAAAGAAAGAAGUGGUGGAGGAGGAGGAGAACGGAGCCGAGGAGGAAGAAGAAGAAACUGCUGAGGACGGAGAGGAGGAGGAUGAAGGGGAAGAAGAAGAUGAGGAAGAAGAAGAAGAUGACGACGAAGGGCCCGCGCUGAAGAGAGCUGCUGAAGAGGAGGAUGAAGCGGAUCCCAAGCGGCAGAAGACAGAAAAUGGGGCGUCGGCAUGAGCCCCCUGCCAAUGGGCUGGGGGUGGGAGGCCCCUCAGGGCCUGGAGGUGGGGGUGGGAACAGACGAGUGCAGCCACUGUCCACCUGGCUCCUGGCUCUGGACCCUGCACCAGAGCUGCCACCCUCUUUGUCCCCAGCCUUUCUCAUGUCCGCCUCUCCAGACACUGCCCCUUCUAUCCUCACUCUGCCAUUGUUCCACCUCUUGACCUGCUCCAUCUGAGCUCCCCAGCUGGUCCCAAUUGCUCUUCUUCCUGUCCUUGCUCUCUUCCUCCCUUCCCCCACUCCUCCUCCGGUAGCCUCUCCUUCCUCACCUCUGCAUCCCAGCCUCAUGUCCUGUCCAUCCCUACCCUGCCUGAUCCCUGGGUCUCCCUCAGAUCCCUUUCUCUCAGACAGCGCCAGGCCGGGGUGGGGCCAGGGUUGGGGCCGAGCCCCACAGCUGCCCCCCUCCUCUCCCCUCCCCUUUUUGUAUAAUUUAAUAAAGAAACGGUCGCGCUUCUGUU
Messenger RNA from Enhydra lutris kenyoni (northern sea otter), 1847 nucleotides. RefSeq names its product parathymosin. The record is from RefSeq and is a predicted model, not a curated record. The transcript is spliced from 6 exons. Gene Ontology annotation, cellular component: nucleus. Gene Ontology annotation, molecular function: histone binding. NCBI's taxonomy places the organism in Eukaryota, Metazoa, Chordata, Mammalia, Carnivora, Mustelidae. Gene Ontology annotation, biological process: negative regulation of apoptotic process; positive regulation of transcription by RNA polymerase II. The coding region runs from base 1 to 1347 and encodes 448 amino acids.